Galeopterus variegatus (Sunda flying lemur) is the source of this 858-nucleotide messenger RNA. Its product is annotated as azurocidin-like. Gene Ontology annotation, biological process: proteolysis. Gene Ontology annotation, cellular component: azurophil granule. The coding region runs from base 1 to 555 and encodes 184 amino acids. NCBI's taxonomy places the organism in Eukaryota, Metazoa, Chordata, Mammalia, Dermoptera, Cynocephalidae. Gene Ontology annotation, molecular function: serine-type endopeptidase activity. The transcript has 2 exons. The record is from RefSeq and is a predicted model, not a curated record.
AUGAAGGUUGGGGGCUGUCCCCAGCCUGGUGUUUCCCCAAUCCUUAGGAACCCUGGAAGUGCCACCGUGGUGCUGGGAGCCUAUGACCUGUGGCGUCGGGAGAGUUCCAGGCAGACGUUUUCCAUCAGGACCAUCAGCGAGAAUGGCUAUGACCCCCAGGAGAACCUCAACGACCUGCUCCUGCUGCAGCUGGACCGUGAGGCCAACCUCUCCAGCAACGUGGCACUGGUGCCGCUGACCCAUCAGAAUGUCACUGUGGAAGCCGGCACCAGCUGCCAGGUGGCCGGCUGGGGGACCUGGCGGACUGGGGGACAUCUCUCUCGCUUCCCAAGGGUCUUCAACGUGACCGUGACUCCCAAAGACCACUGUCGCCCCAACAGUGUGUGCACUGGUGUGCUCACCCGCCAGGGUGGAAUCUGCCAAGUAUGGCCAGGCCGGGUGCAGACCCAGCGUGGGAUCCUCCCAAGCGCAGUAAUUGUACAGAUGCUGAGAAACAGGGACUGUCGUUAUGUCCACCUGGCAGAGGGGAUGCUGAGUUUCAGAGAGGUUCGGUGAAUCGCCUGAGGUCACAGAGCUCGUGUGAACUUUGAACCCAGAUCUAUGUGAUCCCGGGGCCCCUUCACCCCCUCUCCUUUUGGUGGAGGUUAUUUUGUGCAGCACCAUGCACGGGAAACCUGGAAACAAUAUUGGCCACUUGGAUCACAGAUGGCUAAUGUGCCUGAUACAUAAAGAGCUAAAAUAUGACCAUUAAAUAAUAAGUGUAAUUGUAUAUAUAAGUGUUAUAGAUAACAAUGUAGUUAUGUCAUAUAUAAUUGUAUUAAACUAGAUAAAAUGUCUUUAUUAAAAUAAAAAUUUCAA